Molecule: messenger RNA, 2460 nt
Organism: Peronospora belbahrii
Lineage: Eukaryota; Oomycota; Peronosporomycetes; Peronosporales; Peronosporaceae
Source: the annotation of a GenBank genome assembly
AUGACAGACCAUGGUAUGAUACGUAUGAAGGAACUAUUGAGUAGUUAUUAUGGCUUACAAGAUGAAGAAAAGAGUGAGCAACAGGAGUGUAAUAUUGAUUCCUCCGGUUAUAAUUCAGAAACAUACGUCAAGAAGCUACUAGAGACUCGGGGACUGAAUGAAUUGCUUACGAUUGAUGCUCAAAUGAUUUGUGAGAUUAAAGAGCUUGAUACAAAGAUGCAAAUGCUUGUGUAUGAAAAUUAUCACAAGUUUAUUAAUGCGACGGAUACAAUUCGUAGAAUGAAAAAUAAUGUAGCGAGUAUGGAGAAGGAAGCGGAGCGUGUGGUUACAAGUAUGGAUAGAAUCACGACCAAGAGUGAGAGUAUGAAUAUGGCGUUAGCACCACAUCGAUCCAAAGUGGAGAAACUCAUUGGCGUCCGACGGUUGCUGAGAAGAUUUGAGUUUAUCUUUGAGCUGCCUCAGAGACUGAACACUGCGGUAAAGCAGAAGGAGUAUACCAAUGCUACCCAGUACUAUCUGCUUGCACGUCGUAUUUUGAAACGAUAUGAACAUAUUUUGUCGUUUAAGACAAUUCAAGUGCAAGCCGAGAAAAUUAUUGACCAACUUGAACGUCUGCUCAAAAAACCGAAUGUUGGACAUGACACUAGAAUUUGCGAGGCAGUAAUACUUUUGCAUCAAUUGGAUGCUUGCAGCAAUGAAAUUCGAGACCAGUUUUUUGAGUGGCAUCACACAUAUUUUAAGCGUGAGGUGGCAGUGUUUAAGUCUCAAGGGCAGUCUGCCUCGGUGCUGGAUUUCUUGCAAAGAUACAAUGCGGUUGUCUUAUCAAAGAUGGAUCGAGUAUUUUCAGUAUGCAAAACUCACUUUAUGUCCCAGAUUGUCUCGCGCAAACAAUCUUCAACAUCAUGCAAGCCCUCCGAUGCUACUCGAGAUGAUUUAGUUCUCAAUUUUGUGGAGGAUCUUUUUGCGCUGUAUCUGGAGGGGUGUUCGAUGCAGUUCCGCCGUCCGCACACAGAAUAUGGGCCAACAGUUGAAGUAACUGAUGUGCUGCAAGAUGAUGGCCUCUCCUCGGACAUUGUUGGAAGUGAGUACUUUGUAUUCAUGCGAGUGAUGAAGCACUUUGUCUUGCAAGUGAAACUUGCGGAUAGCAGUAUGCCCAUGUGUGGACUAGUUGGAAAUGCCACUGAGUUUGUAAGCGGCUGCAUGCACUUCCAGAUUAAGGGUGUUUUUCGAAAACUACGAGAGGGUACUGGGCAUCUCUUUGCUUCUUCUCACGGUAAUGUGUGUCUGGGGCGAGACUUGUCUGAAGGUGGACAGAGCGUUGUACCGUUAGCGCAGGAGUCAGCAAAGGGAGUCAUCGAUAUGAUGCAUAAAGUACUGCAGCAAAUGAAGGCUAUGACGGAAACAGGUCUCUCGAUCUUUCCCGAGUUUAGUCGACUUUUCUCUGACUUAGUCCAGGGCGAAUUUUACGAUUUUCUCAAGUGGUUUAACGCAAUGGUGCUCCGAUACGCAGAGCCCAAGCGCGCAUUUACUCGACCAGAUGGGCAACUUGGAACACGACACGAGGAACAAGACAGUAUAAUACUUCCGUGGUUGGAGCCUACUCCGCAGUUCUUGCUGUUCCUGUCGUGUAUGUGCCAAGAGCUGUCAGCAGGAGGCAUUGAUGAGUGUAUGCGCGGCCUUAUAGAGCGCUUACCAGCACCCACAUCUGCAUCAAAAUGCCCUGAUAAUGAAUCAGGUCACAGCCAUCGAACGCACGACGUAACGCAAAUGAUCGAAGUGAUUCGCAAGUCUUCGGCAGAGUUAUUGGAGCACGUUGCAAAGCAGUAUGGGAACCAGCUGUGUAUCAUCAUCCAAAAUGGGUUGGCUGCGACGUCAUGGGCUGACAUGAAUGAGGAGCCAAGAAGUGUGCAAGAAAUGAUGGCUUUGAUUGUAGAGGCUACCUUUCGUUUUGGAAAAGAAGUUGCUCUUGCUCUUGGUGACGAGCAAAGCAUCUUUAUUGGAAGCAACGGUCAUGCAGCACAACGUGAUUUUCACCGACGUACCAGUGCACUGCGUUCUCGCAACGCAGGAGUUGCAGCAGCAACGUCGGGGAUGCAGCUUGACGUGGAUCGGAUAUUUGCACGCAAACUCCAUAUUUUCCCAUCCCAGCUUGAACUCAGUGCAGAAGCGUUUGUUGAGACCAUGCUAAAAAUGUGCGUCAAAGCUUUUAGCGAGUGGGUGAGGUUGCUGGAGUUGUCAAAAUUUGGCUUACAGCAGAUACAAUUGGAUGCCGAAUUUUUGUAUAACAUCCUGAUGUAUCUUGUAGCGACCGGCGAAGCGAAGGAGGAAGUGGAGAGCCUUUUAUCUGACUUGCUUUCGAAUGCGCGUGCUCGUGCUAUUGAAGACGUGUUAAUGGACCGGAGCAAUGUUGCUGCGAUUGUAAGCACCAAGAGCACCCAAACUUUAUCACGCCUAGGAUGA